GGAGGAGGAGGAGGAGCAGCUGCGUCAGAGCUGUUUGUGCCGAGCAUCGUAGAGGAGCAUCAUCACAGACCAUCAUCAUCAUCAGCGGCUUGUUUACAGGCCCACCUGCAGCCUCCUUCAUCAUGACUAAAGAGGAGAAUCUGCAGGAGCAGGAGAAGGAGAGACACAACCAAGAGGAGCAGGAGGAGGGCCGGGUUCAGAGAGACGAGGAGGAGGCGCAGACUGAAGAGGACGAGGAGGACGAGGAGGAAGAAGAGGAGGAAUAUGAGUUAGAGGAGGAGAGGGCGGAGGUGGAGGAUGAGGAAGAGGCUGAGCAGGAAGAGGAGCGGGAGGAUCAGGAGGUUGAGGAGGAGCAGGAUCCGCCGGCUGAACCAGUGCAGGAGCCGACCCCCGUGUCCGAGUUCCAGAGUCCAGUUGAUGAGCCGCCCCGCCGGGCCAUGGUGCACCCCUCAGCCCAGGCGCCGCUGCCCAAAGACUACGGGUUCACCUUCUUUGACCCAAAUGACCCGGCCUGUCAGGAGAUCCUCAUGGACCCGCGGACCACUGUCCCUGAGCUCUUCGCCAUUGUCCGUCAGUGGGUUCCUCAGGUGCAGCACAAGAUUGACGUCAUUGGGAACGAGACUGGAACUCUGAGGUUCUGUGGAACCACAGAGUUUGCAAGUGGUCAGUGGGUCGGAGUGGAGCUGGACGAGCCUGAGGGAAAGAACGACGGCAUUGUGGGCGGAGUCCGUUACUUCAUCUGCCCUCCUAAACUUGGCAUCUUUGCACCAGUUUCAAAGAUUUCCAAGGCUGUGGAGCAGACUCCUUCAUCUGUCACCUCCACCCCCCGGACCCCUCGCAUGGACCUGGCAUCUCGCCUGGCUGGAAAAACCAAGAAGGCGAAAGAGAAAAAGGAGAAAGAGAGAGAGAAAGCCCAGAGGAAGAAGUCCACAGUGAACCUGGAUCCAGACGGAACAAACGUGGAGGUUGGAGACCAGGUUUUGGUGGCCGGUCAGAAACACGGCAUUGUUCGCUUCUUUGGCAAAACAGACUUUGCUCCAGGGUACUGGUUCGGAAUCGAGCUGGAUCAGCCCACUGGGAAACACGACGGCUCAGUGUUUGGGGUCCGAUACUUCAGCUGCCUGCCCAAAUAUGGAGUGUUUGCUCCACCUUCCCGUGUCCAGAGGACUGGAGGACCUAAAGACGGUUCACAAAACGAUAACUGUAUGGUGAAGAAGGUCCACCAGGUCUCCAUGUCACAGCCCAAGAGAAACUUCAACACAAUGCGAUCUCCUAAAGACCUGACCUCCGAGAACUCCAUAUCCAGGCUCCUGUUCUGCUGUUGGUUUCCGUGGAUGCUUCGUGCGGAGAUGCAGACCUAACCACGUCCCUCCUUUCCUCCUGUACUCCUCCGCUGGACCGUUCUCUCUGCUCUACUUUCUCUCCGUUGUCCCUGAAGCUCCUGAGACGUUCCAGCUCCUCGUGGUGACGCCUCCUCCAACCUCCCCUGAUUUAGCCGUUCUGUUGAAGAUCUAUAGUGCCUUGUAUCUGACCCGACAUCCUGCAUUCCUCCGACUAACGAGUCUGAAUCCCCUGAACCGGUUGUUUCUCUUGAACCGGUGUUGGUCCGGCUUCGUGUUGUAGACAAACAUCGUUUCUUUUGUGCUUCGUGGUUUCUUUCUGCUGCCGCCAGGUUUGGGUCGGACAGAUGAGAAAAGCUCAGCUCCUGAACCCUGAAAUCUUCUCUACAUGAAAACCCGAACAGAUUUGUUCGUGAGCCGACCCGGUCCUGCAGCAGGACGAGCGUCUGGGCUCUGGGGGUCCUGCAGACCAGCGUUCAGGGUUUAGGAUUUGUUUGUUGGACCCAGUUCAGACAUCUGCUUCCUCACAGUCCUUGGAGUCCUUCAUCAAAAUGGGACCAUCAUUUAAAACUGAAGUCCUUCAUGUUUUAAUAUCUGAAGUUGAAACAGGGUCAAUCAUCUAGAACUCUUAUUUUUAGCUGUGAGUGACCAAAAACUGGUUCCCGUCCUCUUCAAAUAUUAAUUUCACAUAAAAAUUUCAGCACAUUUUCCACCGAACGUGAGAGCACAGCUGGAUUCUGAUUCAUCCUGAUCUUUGGGAGAAAAUUAAACAAUCAGUUCGUGUAGUUUAUAGAAACUAAACAAUAUAAAACAGGUAAAUAUUUAAUCCUUGUAGACGCAAAGUGCAGAUUUUAGAUUCAUGAAAAGCUGCAAACAGAACCUGAUGUAAACCAAAACAGCUGACUGACCCAAACUGAUGUUUUCCUCUGGUGCAAACAGCUGAAACGUUUAAAGUGAGUUUGGUUUCUGUCUGGGAACAUCAGCCGAACACAAACUUAACCUAGCUUAAUGCUAAAAACAGCUAAAUGUUAGCGGAGUAUUUAUCUCAGAAGUAAACAAACUGUCCAGACUGACGUGACGAGGCGACGCUCGGUCACAGCUGGGUUUAAGACGAGGAGCCAUUUUGGUUUCAGCUGGAGAGGAGCAGAGCGACUGAAACUAAAUCAACAGGAAGUUUGUCUUCUAUCAUCCGUGACAAAAUUUAAAACCUUGAAAUUCAUGUGUUUAUAUUUUUAUGACUUUUUUUAAAGUUAAAAAAAACAUUUUUGUUUUAAGAUAAAUCCUUCAGAACUGUUUCAAACUGAUUUGUUUCAGUAGAAUGAAGUUAUUGUAAUUCACCUCCAGCUUGGUGUUAAAGAACUCUAAAUAACCGCACGUUCCGAGUGUAAUUCCAUUUCAGAGACUAAUAUGAACAUUUCCAGUUUAAAACCUCUGAAUCUUUUUAUUUCAGCCUCUCAGAGCUCCCCUGACGUCGUGAACGUCAGGAUCACACUGAGCUGAGACUGUUUGUGACAAACUGCAAAAAGCUCGUGAGUCACGUCACGCCGGAGUUUUAAACAUGUUUAAAACACGUCGCCGUUACGUUCGUUUGCAAGUGUACCGAGUCGCUGACAGUCCAAGUCGGUUUUUAUUAUCUUUACAGUUUUAUGUCUCUGACCCGGUUUUGGUUUAAGUCGAGGGAUGAUGCGACAACAUGUUGAAACAAGCUGACCUCUCAUAAGCCCUGAUCUCCAGUAAACUGAAACGAGCAGCUCAGAUCUGAGCGAGCUUCAAGCGGUGGUUGAAAUUUGAAACAGAUCAGUUUCUGUUUUUUAUUUCUUCGUUCCUGCAGCCUCGGCUCAAAGACGUCGUGGAUAAACGUUGUUUGUGCUCGUGGAAAAAGCUUUAACUGUAAACCGUUAAUAACCUCCACAGCUUCUGCUUGUUAAUUACAGAGAAUCAAUCAGCUGCAGUGUUUAAAGAUGAGCAUCGGAAUAAGAUUUAUUAUCAUUGAACCAAAAUACAGAGAGAUUAUGUUCGUGCAGUCGUCAGAAAGAUGGGCGGAGUGCACGUUGCUGCUGCUACUGGAGAGAUUUGAUAAGUCGGCCUGCUUUCAAGGCCAACCGGGAAGUCAGAUUCAGAUAAGACACAAUUGUUGAUUUUUUUCAGGCAGA
Messenger RNA from Nematolebias whitei (Rio pearlfish), 3493 nucleotides. It is a transcript of the gene clip3, whose product is annotated as CAP-GLY domain containing linker protein 3. Gene Ontology annotation, molecular function: microtubule plus-end binding. Gene Ontology annotation, cellular component: microtubule plus-end; cytoplasm; nucleus. Gene Ontology annotation, biological process: cytoplasmic microtubule organization. Lineage: Eukaryota; Metazoa; Chordata; Actinopteri; Cyprinodontiformes; Rivulidae. The record is from RefSeq and is a predicted model, not a curated record.